UCCUUCGCUGGGAAGGAUACCACAGUCGCGCUCCCGGUCGUUUCGGUCAUUUUUACAAGUAUUUACACCAUCAACUCAAUGAAAAUACUAAUCUGCAGUUUCAUAACAUUUUUAAGUUCUCUCCACCCCUAAACGCCACCCUUUCGUUCGCCAACGAUGACUUUCUCUCGUGACUGAGGCGUAAGGGUGGAAUCUCGAGGCGAGGAAGAAAUGUAAAAUUGACCUUUGUUGAGCAUCACGAUUGUUGCUCACUUUCAAAGUCUUUCUCUGUCAACCCUCAAAUAUCUAAACUAAACUGAGUGAAUUUGUCGGCAGAUUCGGACAAAGCUGGAGAAACUGCAACUCCGAGUGACAGUGGUUAGUGAAUGUGGCGUGGAGGGAAAUCGCCGUGCAAUCUUCCACGCCCACGAAACGCUGAAUGAUUCUUAGGGGUUGUUGAUGUUUCCUCACUAUCAUCUACUGCAGCAUGAGCAGUUCACAAAGGGCGACACGUAAGAUACCCCCCGACAGAUGUGCUGAUCAGAAACUCUCAACCGUGGUGUUCACGUGAAAAGAAAAGCCGCAGAAGAAGCGCGAUCUCUCGGUUCCUUGUCUGACGGCACAAGUAAAUCAAAAUAAGGACACAAUUUGAAAUAGUAUAUGUAGAUGUAUUUGAAAGUACUUCGUGCGUAGAAUUGCGUCUCGCACUCUUAGAAGAUAUAUUGAAAGUGUGCACAGAGAAGUUGGGGUUCAAUUAAAUAAUUUGAAUUAAUUUGAAAAUUCGUGUCCGAAGUGUGUAAUGUGAUGAUUAAUUCAGAAACAACUAGAAUUUUCUAGCCAUGGCGCACUGCAACAAGUCAAGCAUGGAUUACAUCGGCUUGGGUUGCUGUACGCUGGCAGUGGCACUCUAUAUCAACACCUUAGACGCUGGGUUCGUCUAUGACGACAGGCGAGCCGUGCUGGGUAAUCCGGACGUGCUGACAUCGACACCGUGGCGACAGAUGCUGGACAAUGACUUCUGGGGCACGCCGCUCACGGAUUCGGGCUCGCACGGCUCCUUCAGGCCGCUGUGCGUGCUGAGCUUCCGGCUGAAUCACCUGCUGUCGGGAUUCCGGCCCUUCGGCUUCCACCUCACCAACGUGCUGCUGCACGCCGUGGCCACGGGUCUGGUGUUGAAGCUGGCGCGGCAGCUCAUGACGUCCGGAUGGGGCGCGGCCGUGGCCGGAGUCCUGUUCGCCGCGCACCCCAUUCACACCGAGGCGGUGGCCAGCGUGGUGGGCCGGGCGGACGUGGUGGCGUGCAUCUUCUACCUGGUCAGCCUCCUCGCGUACAUGCAGCACAUGGAGUGGCGAGAGAGGGACGAUCAGAGGAGUUGGCUGGCUCUCCUCGCGUCCUUCGCGGCCGCCAGUCUGGCGAUCCUGUCCAAAGAAACGGCCAUCACAGCCCUGGUGCUCUGCGCCCUGUACGACAUCCUGAAGGCUGUGUCGGGAUUCCACGAUAAGAAUCGCAUGCGAUCGCUGGUGUUCCUGACUGUUGUGCUGGCCAGCAUUGUGCAUCUGCGACUGCGAUUGCCCACACCCACGACGCAGUUCGCCUUGGCGGACAAUCCAACGGCCAAAGUGGCUUCCGUUUGGACACGCUUCCUCACCUUCAGCUACCUGCCCGUGUUCAACUUCCGCCUGUUGCUGCUGCCCACGACGCUCAGCUUUGACUGGGGCAUGGAGGCGAUACCGCGGAUCACCAGCAUCCUCGAUCCGCGAGUCAUCCUCACGGGUGGCUUCUACGCCACGCUGAGUCACACAAUCUGGCGCUGCGCACGAAGUGUCCUGGCGCAGGCUAACUCGCCUGUGGCCGUGACGACACACCGGCGAAAGGCUCGAACGCCGCGCAAGAAGCUGGCGCCCUUAGCCGCUACGAAGACUGACUGUGUGUGCGCGGUGUGCAAACAGGCCCUGAAUGUGCGCCACUCCAGCUCGUGUCGGGCCAUAAACAAUAACAACAUUCCCGUCGUGCCGUGCGCCUGUCCCACGCCCGCAGAUACUAGCCGUGUCGCUCCUCCGCGGCCAAGCCUUGCUGUCCUCAUGGCCGUGGCGCUGCUGGUGUUGCCCUUCCUGCCCGCCACCAAUCUUUUUUUCUACGUGGGCUUCGUGGUGGCCGAGCGCAUCCUAUAUCUGCCCAGCGUGGGCGCCUGCCUCCUGGCGGGGCUCGCCGCUGGCCACAUCCUCGACGCCGCGGCGCCCAGCUCGGCGCCCACCACUGUGCCGCGCAAGAGGAGUGCCGCGUCGCGCAUUCGUGAGCAGCAGAGACAACGAAUUACAGUGACUGUGUUUAUACUUGUGGUACUCAGUGUCUUUUGCUUUAGGACAGUAAUCAGAAAUUUUGACUGGCGCAACGAGGAGAGCCUCUAUCGCAGUGCAAUCGAUGUGAUUCCACCAAAAGCGCUCGGCAAUUUGGGAAGUGUCCUUAGUGCACAGGGAAGAUAUGCGGAGGCGAAAGCUGCUCUGCAGGAAGCGCUCAAACAUCGACCCAACAUGGCUGAUGUUCAUUAUAAUUUAGGUGUCCUGCUACAAAAUCAACAGGACUACGAGGGCGCUGUGGAAAGCUAUCAACGUGCAAUUCACUUUCGACCAUCUUUGGCUGUGGCUUACCUGAACUUGGGGACGACUCUGAUUGCUGUUGGCCGGUGUCAAGAGGCGGCAGCUGUGCUUCGAGAGGGAUCUCGCCUCGAUGGCAGAGGCUUGCGUGAUCGCACGGAGCACGAGAACGCCCGGAUUGCCUCUCUGCUGCAGCUGGGCAGACUGUAUGCGGAUCAGGGGAAGCUGCAGAGAGCACUUGCCGUCUACCGAGAAGCUCUGCACACGCUGCCAGACAGCUUUCCACCCCAGAGCAUUUAUCAUCGACUGGGUGACACUCUCGGGCAACUCCAGCAGUGGACUGAGGCGGAACGCUUCCAUCGUGCUGCCCUCGAAGCUCAACCAGACCAUGUGGCUGCACACUUAUCAUAUGGCUCAAUGUUGGCGCGCAAUACAAGUCGAGCUUCCGAGGCGGAACAGUGGUUCAAAAGGGCACUCAAACUUGCACCAACGGACUCCAGUGUCUAUCAUCAUUAUGCGGAAUUCCUAAACUCAAUGUCGCGCCACGAGGAAGCCUGUGAUAUGCGGAUACAGGCAGCGGAAUUGUCUCCCAACGACUACACCCUGGUCGUGACAGCAGCGACAGCCUUGCGACUACUCGACCGAAAAAUCGAGGCUGAGAAGUGGUAUCGACAGGCUGUGGCGCUGAGACCAGAGGACGCACGCUCCCAUACAAAUUUGGGUGCGAUUCUCCAUCUCCUGGGGCGCUCGCAGCAGGCAGCUGCCAGCUACAGGGCGGCUCUGCGCCUUCAGCCAGGAGAUCCCACGACUCUGGGCAACUUGGCGAAAUUGGGUGUCGUCGAGGUGGCAUGAAAAUGCGCCCCAACGUAUUUUUUCUUCCAUAAAAACCACCCAACCCUCAAGCAAACUUCCAUGCUGGAACCCCUUUCCGCUCAUCCAUUCCAGGCACAAUUUCUUCAAGCAUCUCCACGGAUGUCUGCUGGAUUUGAGGGUGUUUCCCCUGUACCUAUUAUACAUACAACCUGUAAGUAGCCCCAAGGACAACCCAGUCAUAAAUGGAGAAAGUGUAAUAUCAAAAUGACCACAUUGAACAAUAAUUCAAAAUUACCAAAAAAAAACGAUCUCGUCAGAGGAAUGAGAUGCAAUUGAAUCUUCCAAGGGAAAAGAAAGAGAAGGAAAAAAACACUGAAGAUACGAUGGCAGGUGGUGAAAAGUGUAAAAAGAAGGGAGAAAUGUACAGAGAAGGAAAUCAUUUACAAUUGCAAAUAGGAGAUAUAUUUGUGUAUUUUUAUAUCAUUAAAUCAACAAUAAAAAACAUACAAUUUAAAAGAAGGAAAAUAAAGAAAUGUGAAUUAUGCUUGGAAGAAGGUAAAAAAAAGUUAAUUUUUAGAAGAAAAACAAAAUUUUCACAUAAAAAAAAACAAUUCAAUAUAAAAGAGAUAUUUAAUAUAUAUAUAUAUAUACAUGCAUAAUUACAAAUCAGUUACUGAUGUAAAUAUAAUAUGACAAGAAGUGAGAAUAAAUGAAAGUAUUAGCAUAGUUAGUAUAUUAAAUAAAGGCUCUAUAGAUAAAUCGUAAGAUCGAACACACACAAAUCGAUAUUCUUCCUCUAAGGAUAUUCAAAAUAAGCAGAGCAGGAGAGAAAAGCUGAAAUGAAGACUUAAAAUCAAUUUUAAGG
Messenger RNA from Phlebotomus argentipes, 4251 nucleotides. It is a transcript of the gene Tmtc2, whose product is annotated as protein O-mannosyl-transferase TMTC2. The coding region runs from base 819 to 3425 and encodes 868 amino acids. Gene Ontology annotation, cellular component: endoplasmic reticulum membrane. Gene Ontology annotation, biological process: protein O-linked glycosylation via mannose. The transcript is spliced from 11 exons. The record is from RefSeq and is a predicted model, not a curated record. Gene Ontology annotation, molecular function: mannosyltransferase activity; identical protein binding. NCBI's taxonomy places the organism in Eukaryota, Metazoa, Arthropoda, Insecta, Diptera, Psychodidae.